Trypanosoma rangeli is the source of this 552-nucleotide messenger RNA. RefSeq lists its product as uncharacterized. Bases 1 to 552 code for a protein of 183 amino acids. The transcript has a single exon. Lineage: Eukaryota; Euglenozoa; Kinetoplastea; Trypanosomatida; Trypanosomatidae. The record is from RefSeq and is a predicted model, not a curated record. Gene Ontology annotation, molecular function: calcium ion binding.
AUGGACGACUGCGAGGACGACAUUAAUGACGUAAUGCGCGAGCUUCAGUACACGCGGGAGUAUAUCCUGGAGCAUCGCCUCACGUUUUACAACGCCAUGCUCACCACGCAGGGAUCCAAUCAGCUGGAAGAAGUCUUUGGUGUACCUGCGACGGUCUUUCCUUUCCUGCCCUGCGCUCGCGAGAGUGUGGCAUUCGUCACACACGCCUAUGAUUGUAUUGUUGCGGAGUACGGACCGCUGGAUUUUCACAACUUCACCAAAUAUGCACAUGACGUGUUUGUGCGUGACCGACCCGAGAUUGUGCGACACGCCCCGCGCAUCUUUCGCAUGCUUAACAAAACACGCUCUGGUAUCAUCUCCUUCGAGGAACUCUGCUGUUGGAUGGCGCGUAAACUUUCAUCCGGCUCACGGCUGCGACCUGACUCCCAUCUUCUAGCCAUUGCGAUGUCGCUACGCCUUCCACUGGCGCUGGUGCUCAACAAACGGCAUCAGUGGUCCCGCAUGGAGUGUGCAUUGGCGUCCCUGUCGGACGCCAAUGUAGAAGGCUACUAA